GUCAGUCCCUAUCGCGGUGUUGUUUUCGUACCGAUCGCAAUCGGGCUAUUUCUGGUUUUGGAUUACUAUUUUUAAUUAAAUGUACGAAUAUUUUGUGUAAAGAGUGUUAUAAAAAAGUGAUAAAAGAACAGCAAGAAUCCUGAUAUUGCGGAUUUGUUUUAAAAAAGCAUUUCAAGUGGAUUAAUUGGUAUGAUUGCGAAGUUGCCUGCCCUCCCCCACAGAAUCUAUUAAACAGCGGGCCCCAAAACAAGACACCCCGCAAAAGAAAACACUUUAUCUCUUAUCAGCUGUAGAUUUCAUCGUAGCAGAACGAAAACAUAAACCGCGACAACAGCAUACCUGCGCCACGUUGUGGGCAGGUACAGGUUGAGGCGCAAACAACGCGCCCCGUCCCAGUUACAGCGUAUACGCAGCAGCAUACGCAUCGUCAAAAAGCGCGUACCCCAACACUUGUUGUUGCUGUUGUGGUUCAGCUUCAUUUAAUCCAAGUGCCCAAAUUGGAUGAGACGACAUCGUUUCGCUCGAAGAAACCGGUUUGUUACAUAGCAACGGGAAGAGCGCAGCCACUAGACCAUGUUUGUCAGACGCAUUCUCGCCUCAAACAGGCACCGUCUUUUGUUGCAAUCUGCCUCGUGCCGUGUGAUUUCACUUGCGGAUAAUGCAACCAGCAUUGACGGUGGCACUGUGCAAACUCGAUCACUUUACCAUGAACGACAGCAUCAAUCAGGUGGUGGAAGGGGUGGAAACCGGCCGGCUGAUAGUACGCCGCUAUCGGCGACAGCCGCCGUCAUCUUCGGUGGAUCGUUAUUGACAUACUUGAUAACGGAGAAGAUAAAGAAAGCCAGCAACAGUGUGUACGCAAAGGAAGCAUCAUCACUGGAAGAAAUCCGCAGAGCACACGACACCGUGCGCAAAGACCUGCCCGAAUACACGAUGGACGAGAUUGUGAAGCACAACGGCCCUUCGGCCGGCAUCUGGGUAACGUACGGGGUCGGCGUGUACGACAUAACCUCCUUCGUGCCGAAGCACCCGGGCAGCGAUAAGGUGAUGCUAGCGGCCGGCGGGGCUAUCGACCCGUUCUGGCACAUCUUCCAGCAGCACAACACGAAGGAGGUGCUAACGUUGCUGGAAUCGUACCGCAUCGGUAAUCUGCGGGCGGAUGAUGUGGUCAGUACGAAGGACCUGCACGAUCCCUGGUCUGCGGAACCGAAGCGCCAUCCGAUUCUGAAGCCUGCAACACAGAAACCGUUCAACGCGGAACCACCGGCGUCCGUGCUGGUGGACAGUUUCUUGACGCCGAAUGAAUUUUUCUAUGUCCGCAACCAUCUCCCGGUGCCGGAGGUGGACAUUAAAAGCUACGAGCUGGAGAUGGAGAACGAAAAGACGGGCCGGAGUAAAACGAUUCGCUUUCCGGAUCUUCUCAAGUACCCGAAGCACACCGUCACGGCAACGAUUAUGUGUGGGGGCAAUCGACGAAGUGAAAUGAUGGAGGUCAAACCGAUCAAGGGACUGCCGUGGGGUGCUUCAGCCGUCGGCAAUGCGCAGUGGACCGGUGCACGACUUUGCGAUGUCCUGCGGGACAUGGGCGUAAAGGAGGGCGAUGAAGAGGGUCACGUACAGUUCGAAGGGCUCGAUACGGACCCAACCAGCACACCGUACGGUGCGUCCAUUCCACUGGCCAAAGCGAUGGACCCGCGGGGCGACGUGAUACUGGCGUACGAGAUGAACGGUCAACCGUUGAACCGCGAUCAUGGCUUCCCGGUGCGCGUGAUUGUCCCAGGGGUGGUUGGAUCGCGCAACGUGAAAUGGUUGGGCCGGAUUGUGGUGUCGCGGGCGGAAAGUUCCUCCCACUGGCAGCAGAAUGAUUACAAAUCUUUCAGCCCCAGCACGGAUUGGGAUACGGUCGAUUUUAAGAGUGCACCGGCGAUACAGAACAUGCCCGUCACGUCCGCCAUCUGUACACCGGCCAGCGGAGAGACGGUGCAGGUGGAAAAGGACGGAUACGUGACGGUGCGGGGGUACGCUUGGUCCGGCGGUGGGUCGGAGAUUGUGCGCGUUGAUCUGACGGCGGAUGGUGGGAAAACGUGGACGGUGGCAACGUUGGAUGAGAGUGAGAAGGGUUCUGGGCCAGGGCGGCACUGGUCGUGGUCACUGUGGACGGCGAAAAUUCCGGUACCGAAGGGGCAGCGCGGGGCAUCGCUCGAGAUCGUUUCGAAAGCGGUCGACAGUAACUACAACACGCAGCCGGAAUCGUUCGCGAACAUCUGGAAUCUGCGGGGUGUCGUCGGCAAUGCGUACAGCCGGGUGAAAGUGAAUGUAAAGUAAACCCCGCCCGCGUGCUGCCAACCAUAGUUGAUAAGGGUGAUGAGGGGCGAUAAGAAGGGAACUAUUUUGUUCAGUAGUCGUGUAGUGCGAUUAUUACUUGAUUUCGUUCUGCCGUCCUGACUGAAUGUUUUUGAAGUGUAACUGGGGAGAAUGGGUAGUUCAAGGGAAAGUCUUCUUUGAAGUGGCCUCAUCUACAGGUUUUUUUUUAAAUUUUUUUUUCACUUACCUAGUAAGUUUCGGUGGUAACAAGGUACAGCUAAGCUGCUCUGCGCAAUACAUCACAUAUUAAUGUUAAUAAAUGAUGUUCUUUUUCAAAAUUUA
This is a messenger RNA of Anopheles coluzzii, 2646 nucleotides long. RefSeq names its product sulfite oxidase (gene shop). Lineage: Eukaryota; Metazoa; Arthropoda; Insecta; Diptera; Culicidae. Gene Ontology annotation, cellular component: mitochondrion. The coding region runs from base 574 to 2325 and encodes 583 amino acids. The record is from RefSeq and is a predicted model, not a curated record. The transcript has 5 exons. Gene Ontology annotation, molecular function: oxidoreductase activity; molybdenum ion binding.